Molecule: messenger RNA, 1254 nt
Organism: Adineta steineri
Lineage: Eukaryota; Metazoa; Rotifera; Eurotatoria; Adinetida; Adinetidae
Source: the annotation of a GenBank genome assembly
AUGGCAUCAUUACGAUUAAAAGUUCAAUUAGGUGAUGAGAAAAAAAUCUAUGCUCGAGGAAAACCUUUAUUUCGUAAAUUUAUCUAUUCGAUUGAUUCAUCAUCAAAUGAAACUAUUGGUGAACUAAUUCGAAAAUUACAAGAUUAUAUAAAUAAACAUUUUUCACAUUUUAAUAUACGAUUAGUACAAUUAAUGACACAUGAUGGUUUUAUAUUAUCGAAAUCAGAUUUAUAUUCAUCUGUACUUAAAGAUAAUGAUCAUAUUAUUUGUAUCGAUAUGAGAAGAUUUAUUGAUGAAUAUUUUAUAUGUUUUGAAGAUAAUACUCUAUGGUUAGAACGUAAACAAUAUGAUGCAACUAAUAACAAAGAAAAAUUUAUUCGAAUUGGUCUUAAUAAUGUUUCAGAAUUGUUUAUAAGAUUAUUUGGAACAGUUAAUGUUUCUGGUCUUUACAUAUUUGGUAUAUAUGAAUUAAUUAAAAUCGCUAAUGAAAAAUCAGCAGAUAAAUUAAUUGCUCGACUCGAUGGUACAAUGGAUUCUGAUCAAUCAACUUCAGCUGAUUGGUUUCUUGAAUGUUGGCGUGAAUGUCAAGAUGUUGCUAUUGCACCUAUACCAAUACGUAAUGAAGAACCUCGAUGGUUAACAGAAUCUGUUAUUAAUAUUCAACCAGAUAAAUUAAUUUCAUUUACUAUUAGAGGAACGCUAAGAGUUAAAGGUGAUAUAGGACUUGAUAAUGCCGCACGUGAACGAAUGCAUCGAAGUUUACCUCAACCAUUUAAAUUUAAGAUAGUUGUCACAGAUAGUUCUGGUAAACAAUGUUCAUUAAUUAUUGAACAAUUAAACAAACCACUCGAUCCUCUCACUCGAGAAUCAUUUAUAUAUGAUGAGAAAUCAAACAUUGGCGAAUUUCUCGCUUUUACUUAUGCCGAUGAUGUUGAACAGGAGAAACGACUUUAUGCAGGAAUAUUUAUAAAUAAAUUAGGCGAACUUGUAGUCAAAAUUAGUGGAUCAUAUACUGGUGCGUAUGAUAGAAAAAUUAUACGCGCCAUGCAAUAUCAUGCCAAACAAAACAAAACACCAGAAGUAGAUCUAGACGGCACAACCUAUGAUUUGUAUGACACUCAUGGUAGAGCAAUUGCUAUAUUUGAUCCUGAAACUUAUAUGUUCUAUGCUGUUCGAUUGGAAUUAACUACUAAAACCUCCAAGACAGUAGAAACUGUACUUAUUCCAGUAGAAAAAAUUAAAUCUACAGAUUAA